CUACUGUGUCACCCACUGACCCUUGUAUCACACAACAGGCUCGGUGGUUGCUUAAAAACACCCGCGUCACGGAGAUACCACCAAGUUCCACGCGGCAGCAGCAGGACACGGAGACAACUCUCUGUCCACCCCGCCUUGCUUCCGGUUUGCUUUUGCUCUCUUACGCACUACUGUCGUGAUACCGCGUUACCAUGGUGACAAAUAACAGAUAUUGGUUAUAGAAGAUGCCAACUUCCUUGACAGUCCCCUGUACCCGCCCACUGUCAACAGAGAGAUCCGCCGGAGCGUCCGGACGCGUCUGAGAUCACCUGCCUCCAGGAAAAGCGCACCAGACAGCGGCCCGUCCAUGUGUUGCGCGCUCCAGUCCACUUGAAAUUGCAAGCUAACUACUUGAAGUUAAACCUCAGAAGAGCAGACGCUUUUACAUUGUAGUGUUUUUAAGGUAAUUAUGCAGGACAGAAGGACAUUUAUCAGCCCUUUCCCCAGACCGCGGUGUCUGGCCGCUGCGGCGCCUAUGGGGAAAGCGAAAUUAACUCACCCGGGAAAGGCGAUCCUGGCAGGUGGAAUUGCAGGUGGCAUUGAGAUCUGCAUCACCUUCCCCACAGAGUAUGUGAAAACCCAGUUACAGCUGGACGAGAAGGCCAAUCCACCCAAAUACAGAGGAAUAGGUGACUGUGUGAAACAGACGGUACAGGGUCACGGUGUUAAAGGACUGUACAGAGGACUCAGCUCACUGCUGUAUGGAUCUAUACCAAAAUCUGCAGUCAGGUUUGGGGUGUUUGAGUUCCUCAGCAACCGUGCACGGGAUGAGUCCGGUCGACUGGACAGCACCAAAGGCCUGCUCUGUGGGCUUGGAGCCGGGGUAAUGGAGGCUGUUUUGGUGGUCUGUCCCAUGGAAACCAUCAAGGUUAAAUUCAUUCAUGACCAAACUUCAGCCCAUCCCCAAUAUAAGGGUUUCUUCCAAGGAGUCAGAGAGAUCGUCAGGUCACAAGGAUUAAGAGGGACAUACCAGGGUCUCACUGCCACGGUCCUUAAACAAGGCUCCAACCAAGCCAUUCGGUUCUAUGUGAUGACGUCUUUGAAGAACUGGUACAAAGGUGAUGACCCCAAUAAAGCUAUGAAUCCCCUGGUGACUGGAGUGUUUGGAGCCAUAGCUGGUGCAGCCAGUGUCUUUGGAAACACCCCACUAGAUGUCAUCAAGACCAGGAUGCAGGGUUUGGAAGCACAUAAAUAUAAAAGCACACUGGACUGUGCUUUAAAGAUCCUGAGAUAUGAAGGCGUGGCAGCCUUCUAUAAAGGGACAGUUCCUCGGCUGGGCCGUGUGUGUCUGGAUGUGGCCAUAGUUUUCAUCAUCUAUGAGGAGGUGGUGAAGGUCCUGAAUGUGGUCUGGAAGACGGACUGAGCUGCUGGACUCACAGAGAGGGCGGCAGCUUCCUGCUUCCCCCCAGCAUCAGGCACAGAUCUGAGUUUCACAGACCUCCUCUGCAUUACAGACCAGCCGCAGAGGGAUUGAGACAGAGAGCUGAACUUAGAUCAGUGUUAUAUGCUAGCCUGGAAGUUACAGAGCUCAAAGACGGGAGCUACAGAGAAAAAAGGAAGCCUGAAGAAGCUCAGUGUCGCCCACAUCUGGAGAGCUGGAGUUUUUGCAGAGCUUUAUAGCUCAGCACCAAAAAUCCUGACAAGACCAAGGGUCAGUUUCACAAAGUGGGAUUAUAAAAGUUAGCCAAAUAACUAAAAAAAAGAUUUGUUAUCCUAGAUUUACAUUAUUUCUAAAUAUGAAACAAAGCCCGUAUUGUAGGGUCAACAACAUGAUUCCUUCAAACAUGUUUAUGAAUGCUCAUAAACAACAUUUUUGUGGAAAUUUUAGCCCCUUUUCCAAGUUAUCUGGUUCACUUUCUUGUAAACCUACUUCGUAAAAUACCCUCCUUCAGUGAAGAUUAUUAUUUCUAGUCAUUCACAGCUGUUUUACUGAUGUUUAUUGGGAGUAUGCACGUGUCGUACUGGAUUAUCUUGAGUUAGUGUUGCUGUCUGUCUGUCCUUGUGCCUAAUAUGGCUUUAAAUCCAGAGGAGCCAGACUGCAGCUGGUUGCAGUUUACAGCCACAUAAACUGCAGUAACUUCCAUAACUAAGCCUUCAAUAGAAUGAUUUCACAUUUAUAAUAUGCCAAUUAUUUUUAUACGAUGUAGAUUCUAAUUUAGUUUGUUACCAGCAUUACAGUUUUAUUGUAAAGUAUAAUAUAUUUUGUCCCUGUGCCAAAUGACAAACCUGUUAUACUAUGAAAGUGUUCAGAGUAAGAACAUGCAAAAGUAGCCUAAUAAUCUUAUCAAAAGAAGAGCAAAUAUGACUUAUAUUGUACUUUAUAAAUGUAUUUAUCGAAAAGUUGAAUGUUGAAUAUCCAUUUGGUUGAGAUGUUAUUUGUUGUUAACUUGUGCCACUUGUUUUUUCUGUGGUCAGGUCUGGGCGUAAAGGUGUUUUUUAAGACGUUAGGCUAUAUUAUAUUGCUGUAUUUCACUGUGAGACACAAAGUAACCUCAGACCUCGUUUUCCCCUACGAUGGAAGCACUAAUUUUUAUCAGGUCAUAUCCUAACACAGGUUCCUCCCACUGGAUGGUUGACUGUCUUCUGCUUACAGGUUUCAUAUGUCCCCUACAUCAGUGGUCCCCAUCUCGGGGUUCAGGGCCCCAUAAUUAAUUGAAAUGGAAAGAAGAGAAUUGUUCUUCUGAUAUACUCAGUUAUGUUCAUUUAUUCAGGGUGGAACUUCUCACAAUUUGUGGACACUUGCGAUGAGCUGCUGCAAGUAGUCACUGCAUCAUUAACUAUAAAGGUUUCACCCGCCAAAAAGAUUUGGGAAUCACUGUCUGUUCAAAUCCAUUUCUAGUGCCGUUUACUUUCUGUGUUUCAUUCAGGGUUUGUUUUUACUUCUCACUCAUGUGCCUUCUGCUGUUGUGUUUGUUGGUGAAUGCUACUUGAGAAAUAUCCUCUGUUAUCGACCAUUUAAAGUGUUUAAUCGUCUUAAAGGCAAUCUGAGAUUUCUGUGGUUCAGUAACAUUAUUUUUUAAAAAGAUGAUUACAAGAGCUGCAUGUCCUCAUAAUCUGUCUGUAUUACUGUAAGAACUUACUGAUAGAUUGUGUCCCUGUUUCUGAGAUAAUCUUCAUCUUAUUUUUUAAUUUUUGUGUUUGACCAAACAACAUGCUUGCAUUCCUUACUGCCAAAUAGCCAAGAUAUAGUGUUAUUGUUAUCACAAGUCAAUGUAUUUUAAGGCUGUAUGUGUAGGCUAUAUGGUUCUUUAUAAUGAAGCUUGUGCAGUAAACGCUGUCUGCUUCAUUUGUCUGUGCUCAAUGUCAAGUACCUUUUUGUUGGGGAGGUUUCAAAACUCAUUAAAGCAAGCAUCUGAAAACUUAAAA
Messenger RNA from Epinephelus lanceolatus (giant grouper), 3405 nucleotides. Its product is annotated as tricarboxylate transport protein B, mitochondrial. The record is from RefSeq and is a predicted model, not a curated record. Gene Ontology annotation, cellular component: mitochondrion. NCBI's taxonomy places the organism in Eukaryota, Metazoa, Chordata, Actinopteri, Perciformes, Serranidae. Gene Ontology annotation, molecular function: citrate secondary active transmembrane transporter activity. Gene Ontology annotation, biological process: mitochondrial citrate transmembrane transport.